CUCCUCACUCAUCCUCUCUCUCUCUCUCUCAAAAGACACAGAAAUGGCAUCACACUACUGGAUAGCAUUUUCUCUCUUCUUCUUGAUAACAAGCUCACAAGCUAAAGAGUUCUUGGUCGGAGGAGCUGCGGGAGCAUGGAAAGUCCCAUCAUCACCUUCAGAAUCACUAAACAAAUGGGCCGAGAUCAACCGUUUCCAAGUCGGAGAUUCUCUCGUGUUUAAGUUUGCCGACAAGAAGGAUUCAGUACUAAAAGUAAGCAGAGAAGAUUACUUGGCUUGCCGGAUAUCGGCGCCGUUGGAGGAGCACAAGGAUGAUGAGAAGAAUGCCCUUGUGAAGUUGGAUAAGUCUGGUGCUUUUUACUUUGUAAGUGGAAACCAGAAAGCUUGUGAACAAGGUGAAAAGCUUAUUGUGGUGGUGAUGUCCACGAGGCAUAGGUUGGCUCCGGCGCCUUCUCCGGUGGAGUUUGAUGGACCGGCGGUUGCUCCGACGAGCAGUGGUCAUAAGGUUGGGAUGUUUGGAGGUGGUCUUGUUGCUUGUUUGGUUGUGUUGUUUGGGUUGAUGCUUUGAGAUCCUGAUUAGAGGAUUAUUUAUAUAGUUUUUUUUCCUUUUUUGGGCUUUGGGUAGUAUUUAAUGGUUUUUUUUUAUUGAAUAUUAUAGUUGUUAGUGUAGCUAUUCUCCAUUGCUACUGCUAUAUAUGUACUCAUUUGAUUUAUUGUUCUAGCCUUGAAAUUGAUCUUAUUUU
Dioscorea cayenensis subsp. rotundata (Guinea yam) is the source of this 743-nucleotide messenger RNA. Its product is annotated as early nodulin-like protein 1. Bases 44 to 568 code for a protein of 174 amino acids. The record is from RefSeq and is a predicted model, not a curated record. NCBI's taxonomy places the organism in Eukaryota, Viridiplantae, Streptophyta, Magnoliopsida, Dioscoreales, Dioscoreaceae. The transcript is spliced from 2 exons. Gene Ontology annotation, molecular function: electron transfer activity. Gene Ontology annotation, cellular component: plasma membrane.